AUGGCCUCCUACUUUCCCUCCUUCUCAGCCCCGUCCCCCAUGGCGCUGGCGGCAGCUUCCACCAACUUCGACGACCCCCAUCUUGAGGUUACCGUCACUCCCUCCGCCUCCGCCUUCUAUGCUGGAGAGACAUUCUCAGCCACCAUCACCAUCCGCAAUACACGCACGCCAUCCCAUGAUGCCAAAGUGCCCGAGACGCCGCUUACUGUGCCGCCCACAGCUGAAGUCUCGUCUGCCACGUCGCAAACGCGGCCGCUGCCACCAAUGGAUGUCAGACAUCCCUCUGAUGCCCCUCAGUUACCCCGGCGGUUAAAGCAGAUCGGGGCAGGCUUGCCUGAUAUUCCUCUCAAUGGCAAAAAGUUUGCUGAGAUUGCUGAAGCUGGACCAUCUGGUGGCCGCACCCCAAUGAGGAUCCAAGCAACCCCUCGGUCACCCGACCUCGACUCUGGGUAUCCAUACAGCCCUGGUGCAAACACUGCUUUCAGAGCCCCUGGCCCGAGCUCGCCUCAACGCGAAGGUCUCAUGAACUUUCGAAGUCCGGAAGGAUGGGGAGGCAAGGAGAAUACCAUGUCGAAAGAGCUCGGUCAUCAGCGCAGGGCAAGAAGUUUGGCGCUGGGUAAGGGAGCUAUGAGCCCGCAGGAAUUGGUCUGGGCACUGGGUGGGCAAAAGACCCCGCCUCCAUUACCAUCACGUCGUUCGCGCGACACUCAGAUCCCAGCGCACCAUCCUCAUUCUCGGAAAAUCUCCAUCGCCAAUCCCAUUGCUGCUGAAACCUCUGGGCAGUCGGAGGACAAUACACCGCCUCCAUUAGAAUCUAUCAUUGAAGGCCAACCGUCUCCGUCGGGCCGACCCCGCUCAUCAACUCGACCGUCGGCAUCGCGGUCAAAUUCACAGAACGAUUUGAAACAAGGCGACAGGCCUGUAGCUCAAGCAUCCCCAAACAGACCCAGACGGCCGUCCCACAACCGCACUCCAUCGUACCAAAAUGCAUACGGCGCCUCCUUCAUGGGCAUCCACACCGACACGCUCCCACCCCCGCCCUCUCACCCAUUCAUCCGCGAACGCGAACCGCCUGGCACCACCACCGUCCUCUGGGCCUACACCCGCCUCGUCGGCCACUUUCAUCCUUCCAACACCUAUAUCCCCCCCGACCCUCUCCUGCCCCUCCGCGCAAUACUCUUACACCAGCCCGUCGGCUCGGGAUCGCUCCUGACGCCUGGGGGCAGUAGCGUAUCCAACCCAGCAGGCAAGUCGUCGAGCUCGUCGAGGUGGCAGUUGAGCUUUGGCACGGGCGCGAUCGGGAACGCGACACAGCCGAGCUUGACUGGGAGUUUGUUUGGGUUGGCAAAGGAGCUUAUCACGGGUGGUGGUGGGGGGAGUUUGGAGGAGGAGAGGAGGAGGGUUUGGAAUAUGAAGGAUCUCCCGGUGCUCGAGUCUACCAGGAGUUUGAUGGGAGUGGAUAUCCGGUUGAAAGAAGGUGAAAGUAGAGAUUUCGUGUACACCAUGCCAUUACCUACGGUCCUGCCCCCGGCUCAUCGCGGAAAGGCCUUUCGCUUCUCGUACGACUUGGUCAUUUCUCUCAGUGCGAGUCUGCCAGGCGGCGGUCAUAGACAAAAGUCCAAAGACAUUGUCAUUCCUAUAAGAAUAUGGGCGAACGUGUCUGUGGGACAUCCAUAUCGAACUUAUGACGUUCUCCACCCCGUCAUCCAGACCAAGGAAGAAGGCAACGUCCAAAAUCUCGAGCAGCCCGACGUCCCCUCUUUACCGGCAUCAUCCACACCCCAGAGUCAAGAAAUGCGCCGGCAAUCAUCUGCAUCGGAUAGACAUCGUAUCAAGAAUGGGGACACGCGCGACUCUUUACAAGCGUAUGCUUCUCAUCUUGUCGACACCCUCAAGCCGAAUGGGGAGAGCUUGCAGCCAAUGUCGCCCAGCAAGAGAGAUGCACGAUCUCGUACGGCUUCACCUUCGUCUCCCGUUUUUCGGAUACCCGCUACGGAUCCGAUAGAAGAUAAUACAGAUCUGUUGGAUAUCCCACAAGCGCAUAGGAAGGGCAAGGGGUCCAGACACAGGAACGAAAGCUUUGUGGAGGGGGACGAGGAGUUGCUGGAUGAAGUUGGUCAUGAGGGUGGCUGUGGGGAGGCCGUUGAGAUACUUAGCAGACAUUCGCCCAAAGGUAAGCUCUUGCAAAUAUUGGGCCCUCGCACCCACUAACUCGCGUAGCUUCUUACGAUAUCAACAAAGAUGGCCAUCCGGUCUCUGUCAUGACGCUCGCCAAGACGACCUACCGCCUAGGCGAAUCUGUCCUCGGCAUCGUGACCUUCAACCACCCCACCUCCAUAUUUCGCGUUCUCAAAUUCUCCGCCUACCUCACCUCCCACGAACUCAUCCCGGAACCCCUCCUGCCCCCACCCGUCCACGCCGGAGGACCAGAACAACCGAAUUUGCAGACGGUGCACGCCGAGUAUCACACUGCUUAUGCGCUGUCGGCAGAAAGGCUCGCGUUUCUGCUCGACAUACCGUCGGAUGCUACUCCUGCGUUCAGCUUGGCAGCUGGGGAAGGGGACAAGGGCGGACUGGAGUGGAGGAUCAAGUUGAAGUUUACGGUGGGCGUGCCUGCGCAUGGCGUACCAAAGAGCCAUAGGAGGAGCGUCGACCAUUCGCGGAAGAGUGUAGAUGGCCACGCGCCCGUCUCUGAAGCUGUCAACCUCAUCCCCACCAAACGGCAUCGGCCGGGAGAUGAAGGGGACAAUGCAUUCUACUCGGCGCUGCAGAGCCUGAACCCUGUCAUCCCCGUGUCGCAAGCAUACAGAGAUGCUGUGGGCCCAGAUGGGGGCGCGGAAUGGUCGGAAAUGAGGACGGAGAUGGUAGAGUGUGAGGUGCCGGUGAAGGUCCUUGCUGGCAACACGGCGUUCUUGGUGCGGCCGGCUGUGUUUGUCGUGUAGUGCAGCGCACGAGGGAGUGUAUGUAUGUAUUUGUAUGCAGCAUCUAUGCAUUGAGGGG
Messenger RNA from Cryptococcus amylolentus CBS 6039, 3000 nucleotides. RefSeq lists its product as hypothetical. Gene Ontology annotation, biological process: retrograde transport, endosome to Golgi. The record is from RefSeq and is a predicted model, not a curated record. Gene Ontology annotation, cellular component: Golgi membrane; Ric1-Rgp1 guanyl-nucleotide exchange factor complex. The coding region runs from base 1 to 2211 and encodes 736 amino acids. NCBI's taxonomy places the organism in Eukaryota, Fungi, Basidiomycota, Tremellomycetes, Tremellales, Cryptococcaceae. The transcript is spliced from 4 exons.